CCGCUCGCCCGCGCGGCAGCGGGUCUCAAGAGUCGGGAGCUGGCGAGGGCCUUCGCGGGUUGCGGCGGCGCCGGGGCGGUGAGGGUCGGCCGGCUGUGGUCGGGCUGCGGGCGGCUCGGGCAGGUCGCGGGCGCCACAGUUUUCACGUCAACUUUCCUUGACAUCUUCCAAGUCUCCAUCUGCAGCGCUGGCCUCCUUUCUGAUCCAUAAGCUCCUGCUUCUAGCUGUUCUUGUCAGCUUUGCCAUGGAUUGCUUUGACACCAAGUAGUUUGACCCAAGCCGAGCUCCCGUCACAGUCCAUGCCAGAACAACUCUUAGGCCUGUCUAAAGUCACCUUGGUGCCUCUCUCAGGCCUUCAUGCAUUUCUCAGCAAGCCUUGCCACCUGUUUCCAACAGCAGACCUUUUCCCAGAAACUGGAACUUAAAGUCCUGGUCCGAGCUACCUGGUGAGCCUUUUAGUUCUUCCCCCUUUAUAAUUGGAUCCCCACUCUCACCCUCUUAGUAGCUUUUCUGAACACGAGGAAUUCUUUAAAUUGCAUGAUGUUACAAAACUGGGAUAUUACAGACUCAGGCCUGCUUGUUUGGGUGCCAAAGCAACUGUACCAUUUUGUAGCUUUGUGACCUUGAGCAAGUUGUUUAACCUUUCUGUCACAGUGCUGGGUGAGCUCAUGAAGUCCUUAGAGCAAGGCCUGUGUGAGGGUUGGCUGCCACUGCUACCCUUCUGUGCAGUAUCCUGUUUCUCACAAUAAAAAAAGAUUAAAAAAAAAAAAACCAAAACAAAACGAAGACUUGCUGACCUGACUUGCUGUCACUUCCCCUCACAUAGCACCCUAGCUUGGCCACACCAUGUCUCUGCCCCAGGGCCUUUGCUUUUCCUCUAGGUGUCCUCUACAGUGACCUCCUUCUACCCUUGUUUCCACCUGCCUCUGUCUGUUUCAUCUUUAGGUGGGUACUGGCUGUAGAGCCUAGUGUAGUCUUUUAGAAGGUGCUUCCUGCUUCCCAGGUUUUUUUCCCCUUUGUUUCAGCUAGAAUAUUUGUCAACAUGUGACAUCAUAGAUAAUUUUCUUGUUAUUAUCCAUCUCCCCCACUGAUAUGUAAGCUCUGUGGGGCAAGUGUUUUGUCUGCCUUGUGCUUAACACUUAUAAAUGAUGUGUGUCUUAUAGAAGGCAUUUAGCAAAUAGUUGAUUAAUGAAUUGAGUAAGCUUGCAGAGGGAAAAGUCAGAAACUUAUCUAGGACUGUCCACUGCUGAGCCCAAGAGCUAAACAGUUUUCCUGCUCCUGCAAGAUGUGUACCCGUGGGCCUCAGGGACCUGUGCUGUGUAUCUCUUUAAAGGCCUGUCCCCUUUAACACUUACUAAUGUCUUCAUUUAUUGUUUUCAUCUUGUAGUUCUACCCUGGCUCCUUAGCCCAUAACAUGUAGCAUGCUUCCCCAUCCUGUACCACUCUUUGUCUCUAACCCCUUCCCAUUAGUAUAUUCUAUCUGAGAAAGCACAGAUUUUGACUCCUGUGGUCUCUGAACACCUUCCAGGCCCUUUCCUGUUCUUAUUUGAGUCUGUUAGAACUAAGCGUGCUGACCUGUCUGUCCUCUGCAGUGGUCCUUGGUUGCCAGGAAACUAGCUUUGUCCCUUUGGUCUCCCUUCUGGUUCCUUAAUGAUUGCUGCUCUUCUCAAUCAUUCCUAAGCACCUUUGAUGGGAACACCUUUAGAGAGGUAGUUUGUUAACUUCCCAUUGAAUUAAAAACUGUGAGGCUAUUGUAGGUUAUAGGAAAUAAAGUGAUAGCAUAGUUUGACUUGUCAGCUAUGUCUAGGCCAUGGGGUUCUUGUCUUCAUUAGUGGUAGCACCUCUCAGAGUAGAUUGUAAGUAGGUAUUUAAAUGGUUAAUUUAACCUAAACAAGCCUCUGGCUUUUAGGUUGUACCUUCAGCAAGGCAUAACCACCCCACUUAGUCCCUUUACUGUAAGCUGCUUAUAUAGAUGAUGUCUUCUGUCUCUUGUCUUCUCUGGGGUCUUAAGAAUAUGAGUUGUGUAGAUGCAACCAAGCUGUCACCCAUGGGCAUGGUCGUGUGUGUAUAUCCGCACCUGCACCAGUGUGCAUGGCAUGUGCAUGUUUCUGUGCAUGAUGUGGGAGUGUGCAUGUACGCGUGUGUUUCUGCCAAUAGCCUUUCUUUCUGUGGACCUCUGGGUUUUGUGGCUAGCUCUGGUCUGCCUUCUCCGUUGUGUUGUCCCUCUUUUUACACAUCCUCUAUAGCAGAGCUUCCUGGGGUUAUAUCCUUCCCUCUCUGCUAUUUCCCUCUUGUGGUUUUGGUGCUUUCCUCCCAGUUCAUGUGGUCGUCUCCACCAGACUUCUUCAGGGCUCCAGAGUUGUGUGGCCUGAGUACUUGUGAGACAGGGCUGCCUGCAGCCUCCCUCUGUUCUUCUCUCUAGCCUCGGUACCAGAGUGUGUCUGCAGAGAAGCCUUUUUCUUCACCUCCUUUUUUCUCCUUUCUACCCUAUAGGGUCUGCAAGCGUAGACAAUUCCUGUGACACUUUCUUAUUGUUUCCAGAGCUGCUUCUACAUCUUUGUUUUGGAGAACUGUCCCAACACCUGGUGCAAUCACCUAUACCUGGUAGAGCUGUGAGUCUUCUCUGUAAGGAGAGUCUAUAAGUCCCUCUUGAUAGCUCACUGUCCUCAGCCUGGAGCUAGGCUCCUGGUGCCACCCAGGACCCUUUCUGCCUUGACUCUAGCUUUCUGUGUUGCCCUGCCCACCCCCCAACAUUAGCAGGCUCCCUUCCCAACAGACACCCUCCCUCUACUGGGAAUGGAUCUAUGCUGCCACUCCUGGUGACCUCAGCACGCUGCAUCACUGUCCUGUCCACGUGCCACGUUGUGGGCCCAGGAGAGGGGGUCCCUGGGUAGCAGAGUGCCUGGCCAUAUCUCUGAGGUCCUUAGUGCCACAGAGUUGAGCUGAGGGUCUCGCUCACCCUCUGACUGACCCAGCCCUUGAAGGUGAGUGGAUUGAUAGCCUGAAGGAGGCCAUGCACUCUGUGUUCCUGAAAUGGUGACCUCCUGCUGCAUGCUUGCUUAUCUACUAGGCUGAGUUAUGAGAGUGCUAUGGGAAAGUUUAGCUGCUUUUUAUUUUAGUCUUAAUCCUUUUUGAGCUCUAAGACUAUUUUUGUGCCUGUGAAAUAGGGAUUAAAGUGAAUAGUUGAUAAUUUAGGGUUCAAAAUUUAGAUUCUGAGGAAAACUAGUGGAGUUUUUUUUUCUUCUGAUAUCUAAAAGGUUUUCUUAAAGGCAGAUAUCUUAGCCCUUUACUUCAUCAUAGAUAACAUUUGACUCUUAGCUUGGUACCAGAGAAGUGGAAGGUUUCUGUCAUUUUGUGACAAUAUUUUUAAAUUUCUUUGCAGGUGGAAGAAGAAAGGUGCCAGCCACUUUGGCAUGAAGAUAGAGUCACUUAGACGUCAUUCUUUUAAGCUGAGUGCAUUGUGAUUUCCAAUAAUUGAGGCAGUGGUUCUAAAAGCUGUCUACAUUAAUGAAAAGAGCAAUGUGGCCAGCUUGACUAAGCCGCCAGUGUGUGCAGCGCGGGCAGGACGCCACCGGGUUUCGACGGACUUGUGCAUGUUAGCAGUAUAGAUUUAUGUAAGGUGGUUUAAAACUCUGGUGUUUUAAAGUAGUCUUAACUGCUCAUAAUAUGGAGACAUAUGAGAGUCCCUCUCCUCUCCCGCGUGAGCCCGCAGGAGAAGCGAUGAUGGAGAACCGAGCUUGCCCCUUCCAAGUGCUGCCCCAUGAACAGUCUCCACCACCUCCCCUGCAAACGUCCAGUGAUGCAGAGGUAAUGGACGUUGGCUCUGGUGGUGAUGGACAGUCCGAACCUCCUGCCGAGGACCCAUUCAACUUCUACGGAGCUUCUCUUCUCUCCAAAGGAUCCUUCUCUAAGGGCCGCCUCCUCAUAGACCCGAACUGUAGUGGCCACAGCCCGCGCACUGCCCGGCACGCACCCGCAGUCCGGAAGUUCUCCCCUGACCUUAAGUUGCUUAAGGAUGUAAAGAUUAGUGUGAGCUUUACUGAGAGCUGUAGGAGUAAGGACAGGAAGGUGCUGUACACAGGAGUAGAACGCAGCACUCGUGCCGAAUGCAGCCUGCUCCUUAGUCCUGUCAGCGGGGACGUGCAUGCUUGUCCCUUUGGCGGGAGUAUUGGUAAUGGGAUAGGCCUAGGGGGUGAGAGUGCAGAUAAGAAGGAGGAGGAAAAUGAGCUGGAUCAGGAAAAGAGAGUGGAGUACGCAGUGCUCGAUGAGUUAGAAGAUUUUACUGACAAUUUGGAGCUAGAUGAAGAAGGAACAGGCGGGUUCACGGCUAAAGCAAUCGUUCAAAGAGACAGAGUGGAUGAAGAGGCCUUGAAUUUCUCCUAUGAGGAUGACUUUGACAAUGAUGUGGAUGCUUUGCUAGAAGAAGGUCUUUGUGCUCCCAAGAAGAGGCGAAUGGAGGAAAAAUACGGCGGAGACAGUGAUCAUCCAUCUGAUGGAGAGACAAGUGUACAGCCAAUGAUGACCAAGAUUAAAACAGUGCUCAAGAGUCGUGGCCGUCCACCUACAGAGCCUUUGCCUGACGGAUGGAUCAUGACUUUUCAUAAUUCUGGAGUCCCUGUAUACCUACACAGAGAGUCUCGAGUGGUCACCUGGUCCAGACCCUACUUCUUGGGAACAGGAAGCAUACGGAAACAUGAUCCUCCUCUAAGCAGUAUUCCCUGUCUGCAUUAUAAGAAAAUGAAGGACAAUGAGGAACGGGAGCAAAGCUGUGAUCUCAUGCCCAGUGGGGAAGUGUCACCUGUCAAGCCCCUGGGUCGAUCUGCAGAGUUGGACUUCCCUUUGGAAGAACCUGACUCCAUGGGUGGAGACUCAGGAUCCCUGGAUGAGAAGGACCCACUGGGGGCUGAGGCAGCCCCUGGAGCCCUGGGACAAGUGAAGGCUAAAGUUGAGGUGUGCAAAGAUGAAUCGGUUGAUUUGGAGGAAUUUCGUACCUACCUGGAGAAGCGUUUUGACUUUGAGCAAGUAACUGUGAAAAAAUUCAGGACUUGGGCUGAGCGGCGCCAGUUCAAUCGUGAGAUGAAGCGGAAGCAGGCAGAGUCAGAGAGGCCCAUCCUGCCAGCCAACCAGAAGCUCAUCACUUUAUCUGUGCAAGACGCACCUACAAAGAAAGAAUUCGUCAUCAAUCCCAAUGGGAAGUCUGAGGUCUGCAUCCUGCACGAAUACAUGCAGCGUGUCCUCAAGGUCCGCCCUGUUUAUAAUUUCUUUGAAUGUGAGAAUCCAAGUGAGCCUUUUGGUGCCUCGGUGACCAUUGAUGGUGUGACUUACGGAUCUGGAACUGCAAGCAGCAAAAAACUUGCGAAGAAUAAAGCUGCCCGAGCCACACUGGAAAUUCUCAUCCCUGACUUUGUUAAACAGACCUCUGAGGAGAAGCCCAAAGACAGUGAGGAACUGGAGUAUUUUAACCACAUCAGUAUUGAGGAUUCACGAGUCUACGAGCUGACCAGCAAGGCCGGGCUGUUGUCUCCGUAUCAGAUCCUCCAUGAGUGCCUUAAAAGAAACCAUGGAAUGGGUGACACAUCCAUCAAGUUUGAAGUGGUUCCUGGGAAAAACCAGAAGAGUGAAUAUGUCAUGGCAUGCGGCAAACACACAGUGCGCGGGUGGUGUAAGAAUAAACGAGUUGGGAAACAAUUAGCCUCUCAGAAAAUCCUUCAGCUGCUGCAUCCACAUGUUAAGAACUGGGGGUCCUUACUGCGCAUGUAUGGCCGUGAGAGCAGCAAAAUGGUGAAGCAGGAGACCUCUGACAAGAGUGUGAUAGAGCUACAGCAGUAUGCCAAGAAGAACAGGCCCAACCUCCACAUCCUGAGCAAGCUGCAAGAGGAGAUGAAGAGGCUGGCUGCAGAGCGGGAGGAGACUCGGAAGAAGCCCAAGAUGUCAAUUGUUGCAUCUGCCCAGCCUGGUGGUGAGCCCUUGUGCACAGUGGAUGUAUGAGGUAGGCGGCAUGGGCCAACAGUGCUACCCAGGAGACCAUCAGCCACACAUCAUCACUGCAGCACCAGGCCUCCAACCUAAGUUCCUUUCCUGUGGCAGUGUCGGCUCUACUCUGGCACAGGGGGACAGCUGUGACAACACAGCCCACAUGCAAAGAAGCAGUUCUUCUGGAAACUGCUCUGUGUGACUUGAUAUGUUAAGGAUCAGCUAUAAGUAACUACACAAGUGGAAGCUGGUAGACAGCUGUAGAUCCUGCUUGUACGUAUCUGCUGCGGACUGUUUUUAUGAAGGUUUUCAUGAAUUUUAGUACACUAUAUGCACUGACAAGAAGUGAUGCUUGGUUGAUAGAUGAGAUGACCAGGAUUUAUAGCUUUGGCUGGCCUAUGAUGCCAGGUAGCCCCUUUGCUCAUAGUUCCUUCUUGUGGAGCCACUGAGACCUGGUCAGAAGGUGCAGGUAUCCUGUCCUGUAGUAUUACCUGCUUUGUGUGUUUCCCAUUUUCCUCUGAAAAAGUUAUAAUAGAAAGGAUUAUUUCAGGCUAUUUUGGCUUAAAAUAAAACAAAAUUUUAGCAACAGAACUACUUUUCAGAGAUUGCAUAGUGAAGAUACUGAACUGUCAAGAUACUGAGUGUUAAUCUGGUUGGCUCUUAGGUUGCAGUCUACUUCUUUUGAUGAUGUCUUAAUACCCUAACAGCUGUCUUCUGGAUACCCAAGCUCCCACCUUCAAUAAACUCUAGCAACACUUUUCUACAAA
This is a messenger RNA of Peromyscus leucopus (white-footed mouse), 6740 nucleotides long. It is a transcript of the gene Dgcr8, whose product is annotated as DGCR8 microprocessor complex subunit. The transcript has 14 exons. Gene Ontology annotation, molecular function: identical protein binding; double-stranded RNA binding; heme binding. Lineage: Eukaryota; Metazoa; Chordata; Mammalia; Rodentia; Cricetidae. The record is from RefSeq and is a predicted model, not a curated record. The coding region runs from base 3667 to 5988 and encodes 773 amino acids. Gene Ontology annotation, cellular component: microprocessor complex. Gene Ontology annotation, biological process: primary miRNA processing.